CGGCCGCCGGUGAGUUUCGGUGGUUCCGUCCGUCGAAGGCAGAUGGCCGCCGGGGUAUGUGGGUGGAUAUCCCAAGAAGCAGAAGGUGGGUUUUUUUGGUCAAGGCGAGAUAAUGAUGAGGGUGGUCAUUGUUGGUAGUAAUGGGCCGUUGCAGAAAGGCAAAGAUGAAGAUGGGUUCGUCUGGGUUCAGUGGGAUCGAAGAAGAAGGUUGUGGUAAUUGUGGAAGGUGGAGAUGUGAAAUAGGAAAAAUCCUCUGUGUAUCUCAAUAAGGAUUCUCUGGCUCUCAGAGAAAAAUCCAGUUGGAUAGGCUGUAACGGGAACCAUGUCUGAAACUUAAGGGAUCAGGAUGGGGGCAAAAAGUUUGGUAUCAAUGGGGGUUGUUCCUGAAGAACUUACUGAAGAUAAUUAUGAGAACUGGAAAGCAUGCCUGCAAAGCUAUUUAAUCGGGCAAGGUCUUUGGGAUGUUGUCUCUGGCGUGGACCCUAAGCCUGAAAAACUUACUGGCUUCAUUGCUAAACAUGAAGAAACUGAGGCGUUUCAGACUUGGAGAAAGAAGAAUGCAAUCGCUUUACAUGCAAUACAAAUGUCAUGCGGAGCAGAUGCACUUGUUACUAUUAGGGAAACUGAUUCAGCUAAAUUUGCUUGGGAUCACUUGGUUGAAUUGCGCCAUCAUCGAACACAACGCUCACCACAAGUUGAACGUUCAAUCCACAUCCAAGGGACACGGAACUUCCGCCGGUAUGAGUGCUUAUUCAAGGCUGUGGAUGAUGGUGAUUGGGUGACUACAAAAGCAUUUCUUGAUCAUGACCCUGAUGCUGUGAGAGCAAGUAUUUCACCUACAAAUGAGACAGCUCUGCAUGUUGCUAUUUUGGCUGGGCAUGCACAUAUUGUGAAGGAGUUAGUGAAGUUGAUGACCCUAAAAGACUUAGAAUUGAGAAGUGGACUUGGUGAGACAGCCCUUACAACUGCUGCAAUCAGUGGAGUGACAAAGAUGGCAAAAGCCAUAGUGGAACAAUAUCCCAGUGCAGUCUGUGUUGGAAAUGAACAUGGCCAAAUCCCUGUUAUAGUGGCUUCUUUUUACGACCAAAAAGAUAUGGUACGUUAUCUUUACAGUGUGACUCCAAUUGAAGAGCUAAGCCCAGAAAAAGGCACAAAUGGUGCCACACUACUUAAUUUUCUGGUCUCUGCUAACAUAUAUGAUAUUGCUUUACAUCUGCUGAAACAUUAUCGACACCUCAGUUUUACCAAAGAUUAUUAUGGCAACUAUACUGUGAGAAUGUUGGCUCGAAAACCAUCAGCGUUCCUAAGUGGAAGUAAUCUUUUGUUUUGGGAACGAUGGAUCUACUCAUUUAUAUAUGUACGACCAUUUGAUGGCCCUAUUGCUGAAGACCAUGAACAGCUUGAUCAAUUGCCAGCUGAUGAAGAGAACCCUGAAAACUCCCAACAAGACCAUCAUCUUGGAGACCAUAUAAUUGUUCAUGUGCCCAGACGAUGGCGUGGACUGAUUUGGAAGCUCUUACUACGCUUCGUUCCAGAUCUAAAGCAUAUAUAUGAAGCAAAAUGGACACAUGUUGGAUCUUCUCAACUCCUUGAUUGCAUUUUUGAGGAAAUACCAUAUUUGACUAGCUCCCAACUAGAGAUGUUUGGCAUAAAUCAAGCAAUCUAUGAUGCCAUCAAGCAUGGAAUUAUUGAGUUCAUUGUCGCACUGAUCAAACAUGAUCCUGAAUCAAUAUGGAGGAAAGGUGUAAAGGGUAGAACAAUGUUUUCACAUGCAGUUGUAUUACGCCAAGAAAAGAUCUUUAGCCUAGUUUAUGGCUUGGGUAUAAAGAAGAAUGUAAUAGCACGACGGCAUGAUAUCUUUCAUAACAACAUUUUGCAUCUAGCUGGCAAGUUAUCUCCUCCCUCUCAGCUUGAUCGUGUCUCAGGUGCAGCUCUGCAGAUGCAAAGGGAGCUUCAGUGGUUCAAGGAAGUGGAGAGCAUGGUACAGGCAAAGUAUAAAGAAGAAUUCAAUGAAUAUCAUAAAACACCUAUUCAUGUCUUUAUUGAGGAACACGCUGAAUUGGUGAAACAAGGAGAAAGUUGGAUGAAAAGCACUGCAGCUUCAUGCAUGGUUGUGGCCACUCUCAUUGCUGCCCUCAUGUUUACAACAGCUUUUACACUUCCUGGUGGGACCAAAAACGAAACGGGCAUCCCUGUGUUUAUAAAGAGCAAAGCUUUUAUGGUUUUUAUAGCAUCUGAUGCAUUAUCAUUAUUCUCUUCCUCCACCUCUGUACUAAUGUUUUUAGGAAUCCUCACAUCACGCUAUGCAGCAGAAGAUUUCCUCAAAUCCUUGCCCAUCAAAUUGAUCAUUGGUCUUUCCUCACUUUUCAUCUCUAUAGUAAGCAUGAUGGUAGCCUUUGGCUCAGCCAUUUUUGUCGUUCUUUGUCAGGAGUUAUCUUGGAUUUCAUUUCCAAUAAUUGCUCUUGCUUGCAUUCCAAUUACAUUUUUUGCUUUAUUGCAAUUUCCUCUCAUUGUUGAGAUUGUUUCUUGUACGUAUGGACGUAGCAUAUUUGACAAGCCAACAAAACGUCCAUACUAAAUACUUUUGUUGUUUUGCUUGUUGUAACAGUUGCUUGGCCUGCUAAAGUGACUAUUGUUCAUAAAAAUAUUGGUACUA
Vitis riparia (riverbank grape) is the source of this 2656-nucleotide messenger RNA. RefSeq lists its product as uncharacterized. Lineage: Eukaryota; Viridiplantae; Streptophyta; Magnoliopsida; Vitales; Vitaceae. Bases 347 to 2578 code for a protein of 743 amino acids. Gene Ontology annotation, molecular function: protein binding. The record is from RefSeq and is a predicted model, not a curated record. The transcript has 8 exons.